Messenger RNA from Oryza sativa Japonica Group (Japanese rice), 1560 nucleotides. RefSeq lists its product as uncharacterized. The record is from RefSeq and is a predicted model, not a curated record. Gene Ontology annotation, molecular function: protein binding. NCBI's taxonomy places the organism in Eukaryota, Viridiplantae, Streptophyta, Magnoliopsida, Poales, Poaceae.
GAUUAGAAUCCACUCCCCCAAAACCACCCUCCUUUCUUUCUCCUCACUCACCAAUGGCGUCGGAAACCCUCCUUCCGCCACCGACGACGACGGUCGCCGCCCUCACCGACGACACCCUACUCGACAUCCUCCGCCGCCUCGCCCCCGCCGACCUCCUCCGCGCCGCCCUCGUCUGCCACCGCUGGCGCCGCGCCGCCGCACGCUGCGUCAUGGCCGCGCCUCCCCCACUCCUCGGCUACUUCUUCCACCCCGCCGACACGCCCCUCACGGCGCACAUCGUCGCGCCCAUCGCCGCCCUCCACCCCGCCGCCUUCGUCCCCCUCGACUCCUCCUCCCCCUCCUCCCCGCGCCUCUCCCUCGACGGGACCAAGGGCUUCACCAUCUACGACGUCCACCUCGGCCUCGUGCUCCUCCUCCCGGCGUCGCUCCCCUCCGGUGUCCUCCCCCGCAUCCUCGUCCUCGACCCUGCCUCCCGCCGCCGCGCGCUGCUCCCGCAGCCCCCGCGCGACGCGCUGCCGGGCGACCGCUGGCGUGGCCUUCGGCACAUAAUCGGCGCCGCCGUGCUCUCGCGCUCCCACCCGAGCAGGCUCUGCUUCGACGCCGUCUGCCUCACCGUCGACGACGAGAACCCGCGCGCCUGGGUCGCCUCCUACCGCGACGGCGAGUGCAGCUGGAGGGCGCUCCCGCAGGACACCGGAGUCACGGUCGCGUUCGACCCCUUCUGGUUCGAGGGCCGCUGCGUGCACGCCGCGGGGGACAUCUACUGGCACAUCUGCAACUCCGGCCGCCUGCUCAAGCUCGACCCUACCACGCUCUCCUUCUCCUACCUGCUGGCGCCGUCCGAGCUGGGGGACAGGAACAAGAAGUUUCGAAUCGGGGAGGCGCCGGAGGACGGGAGGCUCGGCAUGGCGGCCAUGGAGGACCAGGAGAUGCAGUUCUGGGUGCGCGGGGAGGCAAGCGGGAGCGACAACGGCUGGUUCCUGCAGAAGAGGAUGAACAUGCGCAAGGUGUUCGACACCGUGCCCGGGCUGCCCAGGGACAAGUUGAGCCGGACCGUGUCCAUCUGGCUCAGCGACAUCGACGCGGGCCGCACAGGGAAGCUAUUCUUCGAAACAGAGGGGUAUGGGCGCUACUCCUUCCAUAUGGACACAGGCAAGCUGGAGCGCUUGGCCACUGAAGAUGGAAAGGAGUAUGGCCACCCCAUCUAUGCCUACUUCAUGGCCUGGCCUCCUGCCUUCCUAGCUCCAGAAAAAUCUGAAUUUCCGGGUGGUGACCACUGAGACUACGUUAUCAUCCAGCUCACUCCCUUCCAUUUCUGGAUCACCAAAAUUCCAUGCCUCGUUCACUCAUCAAUCUACUGAGCAUAGUGGGAAGUUAUGAGUAGUUUUGUUGUUCUGCAUGAGACUAUCUAAUUCCUAUCAGUUCUGUUGCAGUCAUUCAAGCAUACUUUUAACUAGAUUAAGAAAGUGGGAUGACAUUGCACAUUGUGCUGGGUAAGUUUGGCAAAUUGUGGUUUGAAAUCUGAUAUUAUUCUACCCUACCUUGAUUCGUAUAGUUUCA